GUGUAUCGUGAGAAAUGACGGUCACUUACACUGCCGAAGUCGCUACCUGCAGAGGUCUCGGUUGCUUUCUAAAAUUACUCCUAAGAUGGCGAGCGAGCAUAUACAAACUCGUCUGGCUGGACCUAGCUCUAUUCCUCUUUAUCUACUACUCCCUGUCGAGUAUCUACCGACUAAUAUUGAACGAAGACCAGAAGAAGAUUUUCGAGGCUGUGGUGGCCUACUGCAACGAGUACAGCGAUCUGAUACCGUUGUCUUUCGUCUUGGGUUUCUACGUUAGUAUUGUCAUGACCAGAUGGUGGAAUCAAUACAUGGUGAUACCCUGGCCAGACUCAAUCGCGGUUUUUGUGUCGGCCACUAUUCAUGGGAACGACGAGAGGGGUCGUCUAAUGCGUCGAACCAUCGUCAGGUACGUGUGCGUUUGCCUGACGCUGGUAUUGGCGAUGGUCUCACCUCGCGUGAAAAAACGGUUCCCGACGUUGGAACAUUUCGUAGAUAGCGGUUUGCUACUGGAGAACGAGCUCGUUAUAUUUCAGAGUUUGAACUCCAAGUUCCCUAAGCCUAGCAAGCAUUGGCUGCCGAUCGUAUGGGCGUCGAGUAUCGUGACUAGAGCGAGAAAGGAGGGUCGCAUUCGCGACGACUUCGCCGUGAAAACGUUGAUAGACGAGCUAAACAAGUUUCGCGGUCUCUGCGGUAGCCUGAUGCACUACGAUACCAUUAGCGUUCCUUUAGUUUACACUCAGGUAGUAACGUUGGCUGUAUAUACGUACUUUUUAACGAGCGUUAUGGGUCGACAAUGGGUACAGAAUUCGUCCACGUCGACUAUCGAUCUCUAUUUCCCAGUAUUUACGACGCUGCAGUUCUUCUUCUACAUGGGUUGGUUGAAAGUGGCGGAGACCUUGAUAAACCCAUUUGGCGAAGACGACGACGACUUCGAAGUUAACUGGAUAAUCGAUAGAAAUUUACAAGUUGGCUAUCUCAUCGUUGACGAGAUGCAUCACGAGCAUCCAGAAUUAAUUCGUGAUCAAUAUUGGGACGAGAUCUUCCCCACGGAACUUCCUUACACGGCUGCGUCGCAGGCCUUCCGCGAGGAGCACCCGCAACCAUCUACGGCUGGAAUUCAAUUAUCCGCGGCUCAGCAAGAACUUCAACCAUCCUCGGUCAGAAUCGACGAACUGGCGGGGGAGUAUCACCAGAAGUUCCAUAGCGAUAUGGCCGACGACGCUGCGUCCGGUAUACAUUUCACGGCGACCGGCAGAAUGUCAAGAAGCGCUAGCAGAGUGAGCAAUCGGGACCGCACUCUGAGCGGGGGUUCCACUCCCAGUAAUUUGGGGGGUUCCCUAACGAGAGUGAACAGCGUGACUAGCGUGUUGAAACGAUUAUUCAGCAAAGAAGAUAGGCCAGAUGGCGGCACGUCGAGUGGUACCAAAACCCCAGGAAGACUGGCGACAUCGAGUUCAGCUGCUUCGUUGCAAAAUCGAGCCGUUGUCGGAGGUGGCUCGAUGAGGAUCGGAGUAAUCAAAGAAGAGGCAGACGAGCAAAUGACUCUAACUUCGAUGAAAUCGGACAAGAAACCUCACGUGCAGAGCAUAUUUUCCCCGGGACCACCGCCUCCCAGUGCUCCCGUCGCUGUCCCUGGUAUGGAAUAUAUGAGAAACGGAGAAAUAUUUUCGUCCAGUGCUCCUGCAACUGGAGUAAUGGAGGGAAGUAACGGCGGUAGCAAUGACAUAGUAUACGUGCCCGAGUCAAGGACGCAGCGUACCACGCAAUCAGCAAGAUCGAGCAUCGCAUACGAGCCAGCGUCGAGUUACGUUAGCAGUGUCAUGGCGGACGAUCUUAUAAGCACUAGAAGUUCUUCGUGUACGAGUGUUAACUCCGACGACGAAUUCACGAAAUUAAAGACAGAAAGAGAGAAACAGAGGCGCGAUAGAAUCGAACGAAGAUUAGCUAGGAGCACCAGCGGUCAGAAUAAUUUACUUAGCGGUACAUCGAGGAGCCCCUUGGACAAUGAGCACCUUUUGUUAGCAGAAUUAGCGAAUACGUCGCGUUUGUCCAUGUCACAGGGGGAUCACGACGAGAAAAAAAACAUCGAAACCGAUCGUCUUUAGCAAAAUCAUCGAUGGUUUUUCUUUGAAGUAUAGCUUGGAACGUGUAACGAGUAUUAGAGAAACGAUUAAGAGAAAUUAUAUUUGUAAGGAAGACUACCGAUCAACCGUGUGAUUGAAGUACGUGUAGCGAUUCAGGCGAUCAACGUCCAUUAAGUUAUUAUACGAACUUGCUAUUAGGAUAAAAUUGUCGGAAAGUAGAAAGAAGUACGCGGCGAGUAGCGAAGUGAAGUUUGAGUAUAAUUGACGUAAGUUAAGAAAGUGUAUGGAGCUAAUGGGAGCAGUUUAUAAACAUUCCGUUCAGGGAACGAUAAAAUACUUAACGUAAUUUCGAUCACGUAUACGUAAAAUUGAUUAGAAUAUU
This is a messenger RNA of Habropoda laboriosa, 2466 nucleotides long. Its product is annotated as bestrophin-4. NCBI's taxonomy places the organism in Eukaryota, Metazoa, Arthropoda, Insecta, Hymenoptera, Apidae. The coding region runs from base 15 to 2105 and encodes 696 amino acids. The record is from RefSeq and is a predicted model, not a curated record. Gene Ontology annotation, molecular function: chloride channel activity. The transcript has 8 exons.